Lachancea sp. 'fantastica' is the source of this 879-nucleotide messenger RNA. Lineage: Eukaryota; Fungi; Ascomycota; Saccharomycetes; Saccharomycetales; Saccharomycetaceae. The record is from the annotation of a GenBank genome assembly.
AUGUCAAUGGAGUUUUCAUCUCGAGACUACGCUUCCAACGGCUAUUCCAGGGCCAGACCAACGUAUCCCGUUGCAUUUUUCAAGCAACUUAGCGAUUUCCAUCAGGGCAAGCGUGAUUUACUCAUUGACGUUGGGUGUGGUCCUGGAAAGUUCACGCUUGAACUUGCCCAAAAUCUUCAAUUCCAAGACGUUUAUGGAACCGAUGUAUCUCCAGGUAUGAUUGACGCUGCAAUCAAGGAAAAGGGCGCCGGAAAAAAAACGGGGACUGUCCAGUUCAGUGUACACGCCGCAGAGGAUCUGGACUGGGUACCGGCCGGCACUGCAGACAUGGUUACGGCAGCGCAGUGCUGUCACUGGUUGGACUUUGAGGCUUUCGAAACUGCCGUUUUUCGAGCGCUCAGAAAUCGCGGCUCACUUGCCAUAUGGGGGUAUGUAGACCCUUCUUUUACGGAUUUUCCCGAACUCGAUACCGCUAUUGACGAGCUACAGUACGGGACGGACCAAUUGGGACCCUACUGGGAAAAGCCCGGUCGAGACAUUUUACGCGGUCUUUUGCAGUCUCAAAGACUCGAUCCAAAACGUUUUGACGACAUAAUUGAGGUCCUAUAUUGGUCUCGAAACUCCAAGAUCCCCACAACCCAGCUUACCCACAAACCGCUACGAAUUGAUUGCUCCAUGACUGUUGCCCAAUUCCAAGACUACAUCGGGACCUGGAGUGCUUACAACGCGUGGAAACGCGCCAACAAGAACACACAGCCCGAUGUACGCGAAAGGUUCAUCAAACAGGUGAAGGCCACCACACGUCUACGCUCUGAAUCUCUUAUAAAUGUCACUUGGAACACCGUGUUCAAAUUUGCACGCAAGAGGACGAGGCUGUGA